Molecule: messenger RNA, 444 nt
Organism: Didymodactylos carnosus
Lineage: Eukaryota; Metazoa; Rotifera; Eurotatoria; Philodinida; Philodinidae
Source: the annotation of a GenBank genome assembly
AUGUUCGAUGAAUUACGAAAAAAUGGAAUUCUUCUUCUUUAUGUCAUUAUAAAAUGGCCAUUCAUUCCAGAAACAGAACAAAAAGCGAUUGUCAAUGAAGCCGUUGGCUUACUUGGUGGCAGAAAACGGGCCAUUUAUCCAAUCAAAGAAGGAGGUGGAACACGUUCAUCGAAAAAACAUUUUCGGGCUUAUGAAUGCGAACCGAAAAAAUCUUAUAUUAUUCCAGUGAAUUCAAAACCGGACAAAGUCAUGAAUAUACGUGUCCCAAAAAUGGGCUUAAAUUCACUGCGUAAAAUACUGAUAUCAAAAUUGAAUAAUGAAUCACAGAGUAAACUGAUCGAAUUGUACAAGGAAAAUGUUGGAUUUUGGUCAAAACUAGGCUUGGGUGCACUAGAAAUAUUGGAUGAUAUUGGCAUACCACGAGUCAAUACAGAAAUGAUGUAG